Malus domestica (apple) is the source of this 3590-nucleotide messenger RNA. Its product is annotated as DNA repair protein RAD5A. The record is from RefSeq and is a predicted model, not a curated record. Gene Ontology annotation, cellular component: nucleus. Gene Ontology annotation, molecular function: hydrolase activity, acting on acid anhydrides, in phosphorus-containing anhydrides; zinc ion binding; ATP-dependent chromatin remodeler activity. Lineage: Eukaryota; Viridiplantae; Streptophyta; Magnoliopsida; Rosales; Rosaceae. Gene Ontology annotation, biological process: DNA repair.
UUCAUAUGUUUGCCGCCAUUUCUCCACUCUUCUGCACACCCUCACUCACUCGCGCCCUUUUCUUUCAAUCACAAUUGCUCAGACCAAACCUCCACUAUCUUGCGCCGGGGCCGCACAUCUUAUCCCUUCCGUUUCUCUGAUUUCCGACCUAUCUCCGCCUUUAAUUUCGCCACCAGCGCCGCCCGGGGUCGGCACUCUCCGUCGAACUUCCAAUUUUGCAAGCUUGGAAUUAGGGUUAGGGUUUUUGAAAGUUUUCGAAAUUGUCCGCGAUGGGGAAAAACAAGGUUACGGACGAACUGCUGUCCACCGUCCGAUCAAUCGUCGACUCAGGAUACUCCGACAUGGACAUUAUCAGAGCCCUCCACAUGGCCAACAACGACGUCACCGCCGCAAUCAACAUAAUCUUCGACACGCCCAGUUUCAAAUUGAAGGAAAGACCACCGGCUUUUCGUAAGAAUCCCCAAAUUUUGAGCUCCGAGGUCGUAAAUUUGAAGCAAAAUGGGGUUCAGAAGAGUAAUUGCACUUUGGGUACCGAAGGAAAUGGGAGUAGUUGUCCCAGUAAUUCAGGGGACGACGUGGUUGAAGAAGUCGCCGUUGCACGGUGCGAGAGCUCGGCUGGGAGCCAGUGGUGGUUUGUGGGCAGCGGUGAAGUUUCAGGUUUAUCAACGUGUAAAGGUAGGAGGCUUAGGCCUGGAGACGAAGUGGAUUUUACUUUUCCAACAAAGAGCAGUUCGACAUCUCCGUCACCCGGCAAGGUUUUUGGGAGGGGACGGCAGGCAGCUGCUUGUUCGGAGAUUGUGAGGUUUUCAACGAAAGAUUCCGGAGAGAUUGGUAGAAUUCCAAAGGAAUGGGCUCGGUGUUUAUUGCCACUUGUGAGGGAUAAGAAGGUUAGAAUUGAGGGGCAUUGCAAAUCUGCUCCUGAUGUGUUGAGCAUUAUGGACACCAUUCUUUUGUCAAUAAGUGUGUAUAUCAAUAGUUCAAUGUUCCUUAAGCAAAACAAGACCUCACUUAAGGCAGCCAAUAAUUCCACAGACGAAACAGUGGUUCAUCCUCUUCCAACAUUGUUCCGGUUGCUAGGACUGUCUCCUUUCAAGAAGGCAGAAUUUACUCCAAGUGACUUGUACACGAGAAAGCGCCCUUUGGACCCAAAGGAUAGCUUUGGACUUUGUGCCCCAGAGUUACGUGCCAAUAAGCCUAAAAUCCCUGGUCAAAAUGGAGAUGAAGUUGAAAAUGAGGAGUCUAUUUCAGAUGCUGAUCUAGAAAACAUUGUUGGUAUUGGUGACAGCUCUGAGCUAGAGGAAAUGGAUCCCCCAGGUACACUUCAGUGUGAACUGCGUCCGUACCAAAAGCAGGCUCUUCAUUGGAUGAUCCAACUGGAAAAGGGACACUGCAUGGAUGAGGGAGCAAUGACUCUUCACCCUUGUUGGGAGGCAUAUCAUCUUGCAGACAAGAGGGACCGUGUUAUCUAUUUGAAUGCAUUUUCUGGUGAUGCAACAACAGAAUUUCCAAGCACACUUCAAAUGGCCAGAGGAGGAAUUCUGGCUGAUGCUAUGGGCUUGGGGAAGACCAUUAUGACGAUAUCGCUCCUUCUUACUCAUUCAGGACAUGGAUUAUCAGUUAGUUACCCUACAAGCCAGUCUUCCAGUGAAGAUAUUGAAGUCCCCGACAUUUCAGACCACUCAUCAGACCUACCAAAGAAGGUCCCAAAAUUUUCAGGAUUUGAUAAGUUGUUGAAGCAAAAAAACACGGUUGAGGAUGGUGGUUGUUUGAUUAUAUGUCCUAUGACUCUUCUAGGCCAGUGGAAGGCAGAGAUCGAAACUCAUGCUAAACCUGGUUCUCUAUCGGUAUAUGUUCAUUAUGGACAAAGUAGACCGAAGGAUGCAAAGAUUUUAGCUCAAAGUGAUGUCGUAAUCACUACAUAUGGAGUGUUAGCCUCUGAAUAUUCUGCUGAGAAUCCAAAGGAAAAUGGGGGACUUUACUCGGUUAGUUGGUUUAGAGUGGUUCUUGAUGAGGCGCAUACCAUAAAAUCCUCAAAAAGCCAAAUUUCCAUUGCUGCUGCUGCUUUAGUUGCUGGUCGGCGAUGGUGUCUUACUGGCACACCCAUACAGAACAACCUGGAGGACGUUUACAGUCUUCUCCGGUUUUUGAGGGUAGAACCUUGGGGAAACUGGGCAUGGUGGAAUAAACUCGUACAAAAACCUUUUGAGGAGGGUGAUGAGAGAGGAUUAAAGUUGGUUCAGUCUAUCUUAAAGCCAAUCAUGUUAAGGAGAACAAAGUUUAGCACAGACCGCGAAGGCAGGCCAAUUUUAGUUCUUCCUCCAGCUGAUAUUCAGGUGAUUUACUGUGAACUCACAGAAGCUGAAAAAGACUUCUACGAGGCCCUCUUUAAAAGAUCAAAGGUGAAGUUUGAUCAAUUUGUUGAGCAAGGACGGGUUCUUCAUAACUAUGCAUCCAUAUUGGAGUUGCUUUUACGCCUUCGCCAGUGUUGUGAUCAUCCAUUUCUUGUGAUGAGCCGAGGUGAUACACAAGACUUUUCUGAUCUGGAUAAGCUAGCUAGACGUUUCCUUAAAGGAAAACAGAAUUCUGUGGAAGGGGAAGCCAAAGAUCUGCCUUCACGUGCUUAUGUUCAAGAAGUUGUAGAAGAAAUACGUAAGGGGGAGCAGGGAGAGUGUCCAAUAUGUCUUGAAGCCUUUGAAGAUGCAGUGUUAACACCUUGUGCUCACCGCUUAUGCCGUGAAUGUCUCUUGGCAAGUUGGCGGAACUCAAGUUCUGGUCUAUGUCCUGUUUGUAGGAAGACCAUCAGUAAGCAAGAUCUUAUUACAGCACCCACUGAGAGUCGGUUUCAGGUUGAUGUUGAGAAAAACUGGGUGGAAUCAUCCAAAGUUGUCAUUCUUUUGCGUGAACUUGAAUCUCUUCGCUCAUCAGGCACAAAAAGCAUUGUCUUCAGCCAGUGGACGGCUUUUCUGGACCUCUUGCAGAUCCCUCUUUCUCGGAGUAACAUUCCAUUUCUUCGCCUUGAUGGGACUCUGAAUCAACAGCAGCGUGAGAAAGUGUUAAAACAGUUUUCAGAAGAUAGUGACAUCCAGGUAUUGCUAAUGUCACUGAAGGCUGGAGGAGUUGGAAUAAAUCUGACAGCAGCAUCAAAUGCUUUUGUCUUGGAUCCAUGGUGGAAUCCAGCAGUCGAGGAACAAGCUGUCAUGCGUAUUCAUCGCAUUGGACAAACAAAAAGGGUGAUGAUCAAGCGGUUUAUUGUGAAGGGAACGGUUGAGGAACGAAUGGAAGCAGUGCAAGCGCGUAAACAGCGACUGAUUUCCGGAGCCUUGACGGACCAAGAAGUUCGAACUGCUCGCAUAGAGGAACUAAAGAUGCUUUUUACUUGAAAGCAUUUGAUAAAAUUAUCAACAGGUUCAUUUAUGUCACUUAUUAGAAUUGGUUUGAGCAUCAAGAGCUCAUGCGGCGGUGUCUAAACCAAGAAAAUUGAGAUCCUCGUUCCGAAGUUGCGGGACUUCAAGGAAGAUCGGUUGAGGAUAUUUGUAUUGUAACUAAGCUAACAAGGUUGAGGCAAUACGGGGUUGUUGUUUUGGUAUUGU